Molecule: messenger RNA, 2260 nt
Organism: Stegastes partitus (bicolor damselfish)
Lineage: Eukaryota; Metazoa; Chordata; Actinopteri; Pomacentridae
Gene: vamp5
Product: vesicle-associated membrane protein 5
Exons: 3
Coding region: 256-435 (59 amino acids)
Biological process (GO): vesicle-mediated transport
Cellular component (GO): membrane
Source: RefSeq, a predicted model, not a curated record
AAGCGCACUCACAAGCGCAGGCGGAGAGAAGUGAAAGUGACAGCGGGGAGUUCACCGAAACGGGGACAGAAAGAGGGAGAAAAGAAAAGAGCUGAACGUCAAAUCGACCGACGUGUUUCAUGACAGGAACAAGUUUAAAGCCGCAGAACUGGUUUGCUUCGUUUCCUGUUGCUAUAAAGUUGCGUUGAGUCGCACUUUAAAUGCACUGAGCCCGGUGACAGCUUCGACGGAGACCCGGACAGACACUCUGCCGACAUGGAGAAUGGAAAGAGCCGCCUGCAGCAGACCCAGGAUGACGUGGAGGAGUUGAAGGACAUCAUGCUGGACAACCUGAACAAGGCUGAUGAGAGAAAUGAAAAGCUGGGUGAGCUGGAGAACCGAGCUGAAGAUCUGCUGGAAAGGAUGAAUGAAGCAAGCUGGUCUCCCUGGGUAUGACAGAGUGAGUCCAGGACAUGCCACGAGGCGAAUGUCCGUCCGGGGGUCGACAAGCAGGUCACAUCGUUCCCACAUUGCCCUGCAAGCAGCCGUUUACGAGCAAAAAAGGCCAAUAUAAACCCUAUACUUUGCCCACAUAGCUGCAAAUAACAGACAGAAAGAAGCAGAAACAUCCUUGCGCUGGCCAGGUGGCCACAAACAUGAACAUUCAUGUUGUAUCUGCUGGAUCCAUGCAGCUCAAUAUAUUAACCAGUCAAUCAAACUGUAUUUGGAUAGCACCUUUCCCACAGUGUUGUGCAGUUCAAAGUGCUUCACAAAUGACUGAUAAAUCAAUGAGAGAUAACAAGUAAAGAAUGAAGUAAAACUCAGUUAUAACUUUGAAUAAAUUGAUUAAAAGACAAAGCAUAAGAAUGUAAUUUGAAUGCCAAAACCUAAAGCCUCCUUUGGUGAAAUUGCAUUUUUUAAUUGUCAGCAUGUCCUUAUGGUGCUUUUUAUAUUCAAGAAGACACAUCAUGAGCAAAAUAACCAGCCAAUGCCAUGGCUGAGAAUUUCUACAAUGAAACUGAAUUGGACUGAUGACAGUCUCAAGAACACAUAUUCAGACUUCCAGGGAUUAAUAUGUAACAAAUCUAAAGGAACCAAUUCUGUUUACUUACAGGGUGGGGCUUUCUUUAUUCUUCCUCUGAAUCAGUUUCUGGUUGGAACAUGUAUGGCUGAUUACACCAAUAUUAUAACUGUGAUUCUCAAUUUAUCCCACCAUUUGUAUUCGUUGUAGACGUUAUAGAGCAACUCAGCGGUGUGGAAACGAUGUCACAAGCUUGCAGACCCACUAGAACAGUCGUUUGAUGCAUUAUUAAUAUCGAAACAUUGAAUAUGGCCUUCUAAAGACGUUAGAACACAGCUAUGACAAAGAGUUCCUCUUACAUACAUGUAGAAAAGAAGCUGUCAAACCUUAAAUGUAAUCUGUGGUUUAUUGUAGCUACAGAUACAGGUAUUUCAAUGUAGCAAGAUGUAGCAUGAAGUGGAACUACACUUUGUAUAUCGCUUUGCAAUAUAUCCGUCUCUCACCAUGACCCAUGAACAUGAAAUGACAGAACAGUGACAUGCAUAUACCUCAUGAAAUAGCGUAGGCUAUGCAACAAAAGCAGGAACAGGAUAUAAAAUGUCUAGAUAUGAGGAAUGUAUGUUAGCAUAAGGAAACAUAGCACAUGGGGUGAAGUAUUGAUUUAUAUAUGACUGAUUAUGCCGAUGAUUAAACAUUAACACACUUAAUUAGUGGUAACAUGGGUGUUAAUGGCGGUGUAGUCCCGACCUCACUGGACCAUUUACUGUAGCUAGAUCGCACUGUGGGUCCACGACAGAACAUGAAUAUUUCAGUGUCAGGUUAUCUUGGUCCUCAUACCACCUACAGAUGUGAUUUUUGGAUAGGUGAUACAAAGACUUCCAGUGGAAUACCGAUGGUGAAAUUGAUCACAACAGGCUCCUGGUGUAAUUCUUUUAUUGUGACAUUAAUGGCGGUUCCUCCUGAGAAUAAGUGGGUUUUCACGUUCUGUGUAGUGUCCAAUGUGGCAGUUUUAUGGUGGAAGUAGAUCCAGAACUUAAACAAAAAGAGUGUUUGUUACCUGGUGUGCCCCAUCUCGCUUGGCAUUCUAUAAGAGCCAAGCUGUGUCUGCUACAAAGAUGUGCUUCCUGCACUGGAUAUGUUUUCUUAGUCGUUUUUUAAGAAUCAUGGAAGUUCUGGAUUUGUCUUUUCCUAUGAUCGCAAUUAUCAGGCAUUUAAAACCAAAAACAUGAUGGGACAUCUUCUAAUUGUGUGUGUUUUUUU